Messenger RNA from Penicillium angulare, 1953 nucleotides. Its product is annotated as putative FAD monooxygenase. The coding region runs from base 1 to 1953 and encodes 650 amino acids. Lineage: Eukaryota; Fungi; Ascomycota; Eurotiomycetes; Eurotiales; Aspergillaceae. The transcript is spliced from 5 exons. Gene Ontology annotation, molecular function: FAD binding. The record is from RefSeq and is a predicted model, not a curated record.
AUGGAAGAUACGGUCCGGACCGAUGUCUUGAUCGUCGGGGCCGGCCCGGCCGGUUUGAUGGCCGCGGCCUGGAUGGCUCAAAUGGGAGUGAAAACUAUAAUAAUUGACCAGAGGUCGCAGCAGACGCGAUGUGGGCGAGCGGACGGACUGGAGAGUCGAACACUGGAAAUCCUGGAUAGUUUUGGGCUCGCGGAUAAAGUUUGGGCUCAAGCAAAUCAUACAAUGGAGAUUGCUUUAUGGGGCGAUACAGAAGAUGGCGGUUUGCAAAGACAAAGCGUUACUGCGAAUGCCAAACCUGGAUGGUCCCGAUUCCAGGAGUCUACGCUUAGCCAGGGGCAAAUAGAAGAAUAUCUGAUGGAAUACGUGCAAGCUCAAAGACACAUCGAAGUAAAGCGGGAAACAACUCCUACUUCAUUCGAGAUCGAUCACGAGACUAUCGAUGAUCACGAUGCGUUCUCUAUCCGUGUCAAUCUUGAGAACGUGCCAUCGAAUUCGAAUUCCGAGACCCCGCCUGAUAGCCCGGAAAGUUCGGACAGCGGGCUUAGCAAUGCUCUCUCGUAUGACUCCGGAUAUGCAGGAAUGGGGAAAACUGUUGAAGCCAAAUAUAUUCUGGGCUGCGAUGGAGCUCAUAGCUGGCUUAGGAAGCAACUUGGGCUAAGUCUUGAAGGGGAAAGCUAUGAUGAUUCGUGGGGUGUCGUUGAUAUUAUUCCCUUGACGGAUUUUCCCGAUAUCAGAAAGCGCUUCAUUAUCAAAUCAAAACACGGAACACUCAUGACAAUUCCACGAGAGCGAAAGCUUGUUCGCAUUUACGUGGAGCUUCCACCUGAUGUUGCCGACAGGUACCGUGCAGAAUCCGAUCCCGGCAUACUCAUGGAGCAAGUCGCAAUAAUUAUGCAGCCAUAUACCAUAAGUACAAGACAUGUUGAAUGGUCAACCAUAUACACUAUUAACCAACGCAUCUGCCGAAAGAUAGGUAUACAUAACCGUGUAUUCCUUGCCGGAGACGCUAUCCACACGCACUCUCCAAACGCAGGACAAGGUAUGAACGUCAGCAUGCAAGAUACGUUCAAUCUUGGCUGGAAAAUAGCCUCAGUGAUCAAGGGAGUAUUGCAUCCACGGAUCUUGGGGACGUAUCAACAAGAACGGCUACCCAUCGCGGAACGAUUGAUCGCAUUAGACCGGCGAAUAUGCAAAGGAAUGUGUAGCCUGCGAAACGGAAAUCAAGGGGCCAAGCACGGCAGCUUCGAUGAGGACCACAAGCGGGCACUUAGAGAGGAGAACUCUUCAAUGUCAGGCCUAGCUGUGAAUUAUCACCCUAAUUCUUUAGUCACGUCAACGACUUCCGAUACUCCAGUACCCAAAGACGUGGCGGAUUGCAUCAGCAGACCAUUUGUGGCCACAAACCUCCAAGUUGGCAUGCGAUUUCCCAGCGUGAUUAUUGUUAACCAAAGUGACUCGCAAGCAUGUCAUCUACAACAAAUCAUUCCCAGUACAGGACAAUGGAAUCUGAUCAUUUUCGGGGGUGACAUUGCGAGAGCGGGCCAAAAGCGCCGUGUUGAAGGUCUUGCGGAUGCCCUCGAUUCCCCAUAUUCGGUUUUCCAGAAGCUGAAUAACCCAGCUUCCGUGGCACGACGUGGAUUUCCAGCCCUUGGUGUGUAUCUUGUUCACUGUGCGGAUAGGCUUAACAUUGAGCUCAACGAUCUGCCAAUGAUUUUCCGUCCUUGGACAACAGAAGGCGUAGACUAUAGCAGGGUCUGGGCGGAUUGUGAAGCAUACCACUAUGCUGAUGGAGGGAAACUGUAUUCGUCUUUUGGAAUUGGAGAUAAGGGAUGCAUGGCGUUACUGCGACCUGAUCAGCACCUAGCAUUUCUUUCGGAUAUAGAUGAUACGGGGGGCUUAGAACGGUUCCUGCAGUCAGUCAUGCCAGAAGCAACGCAUAAGUCUCCAGAAUAA